GCUCCAAGACUAUACGAGCGCUAUGACUCAGUAUAUAGAACGAGAUUAUGCCGAAAAGGUAAACGAUAACCACGUUGAUGGACGAAUUUGGUAUCUUCCUGUGAUGUUUAAAUAAAUCAAUGACUUCUUCGUAUUGAUGACUGUUGUAAUUUUGAAUUCCAAAUGCAAUACAUUCGUUCGGGCUCAUCUGAUACUUCUUGAUUAAAUUGGGUUAUUCCUGGGAUUACUAGUUCAUACUACAAUUCAAAUACUUCUAAUUAUCAUAUUGGCGUCGCGAUGGAGCCUGCGAUACAACAGUUGGACAUUCAUUCAACUUCUGAAGCUUGUGAGGAUUACCUUGAAAGGUUUGAGAUAUGGAGCAUGACCAAGAAAGAUAUGAAGGGUGACAAAAUUGUGGCACAUUUUCUUACAUUCAUCGGUCAAGAAGCCUACAGUUUAUUAAAAACCUUGGCAUAUCCAGAUAAGCCGAUUUCACUCCCAUAUACAACUCUCAAGGAAUUACUAUUAAACCAUGUGAAGUGCACCAGUUUUGAGUGUCGUGAGAGAGCAAAAUUUCAUAAGAUGAUUCGUCAGGAUAACCAGAAGGUUAAAGACUUCAUCCUUGAAUUGCAAAGACAAGCUGCCAAAUGCAAUUUUGGUGAUCAGCUUCAUGUACAGUUGAGAGAUCGGUUAAUUGCUGGAAUUAACAUACCAGGUCUGGAAAAGGAGCUGUUAAGAAUGCCGAACUGUUCUUUUCAAGAUGCUAGAACUGCAUGUAUUAACUACGAAGCAGUGAAUGAACUUGAUAUUCAAUCGAUGAAAAUUUCUAAUACUUUGCUUAGUCGUCAUGAUGAAUUACAAUCUCAGGGUCGAUCAAAUUUGCGUUCGUUUAAUCGUGAUUGCUAUUCCCGUGGAAAUAUGAAAGGUGGUUUAACAAGGAACUGCAAAGCAAACAACAAAGGUGAGAAUAAGUUUGGUAAAUGCUUAUCUUGUGGCAAAUUUCAUUUUCGUAAUUCAUGUACAUUUCGUAAUGCUAAAUGUUUUAAAUGUGGCAAGAUAGGACACAUUCAGUCAGUGUGCAAAACUACUGUUCACUUUGCUUCAAGUAUUACUAAGUCUGGUAACUUAGAUCCCAAUAAUUCGGCUGUUCUUGAUGAUCAUUUAUCUUUAUCCACUACUUCAAAAGGGAAUGUUCAUAUUCAAAAGCGAUUAUAUACAUCCCUUGGUUCAUUUCAUGACUUUAUUGUGGACACAGGUAGUAUAGAGUCCAUUAUUUCAUUCAAGAACUUGAAAUCUUUAGAUCCUAAUGUUGUGGUAAAACCCACUGAGGUCUCAAUACUGGGGAUUACUGGACACAGACUACCUAUACGAGGAUGUUGUAAAUUGCUAAUAAGAGAUGAUAAUUCUUCAUACGUACCUUGUGAAUUUUUAGUUAGUGAAACAGGACUGUCCAUACUGGGUUUAAAAAAUCUGAAAAGGCUUAAAGUGGAAUUGUCUCUACUAGUUUCUACAGAGAAUUCUGAUGCUUUACUCAAGGAUUUGAUAGCUGUGUGUGCUAAGUGUAGUGGAGGUAUGAAAAUUCAGCCCAUUAAACUUCAAGUACAGGGUGAUCCGGUCUUUCUUAAAAGACGAAUAAUUCCUUAUGGUCUUCGAGAAGCAGUACAUAAGUCACUGAAUGAUUUGUGUGCGAAAGGUAUAAUUGAACCAGUUCAGUCCUCAGCAUGGGGUACUCCUAUUGUUACGCCAUUGAAAUCGGAUGGCAAGACCCCUAGAAUAUGCGGUGAUUACAGAUUGACACUGAACUCCCGUUUGUUGAAGCAAACAUGCACGACGAUGGAGGCUGAAGAUAUUCUAAAUCGGCUUCAUGGUUCUAAAGUGUUCUCGAAAGUUGACUUGAAAGAUGCUUAUCUUCAAAUCCCUUUAGACCAAUCUUCAUCUAUCUUGACAACAAUUAACACUCCUUUUGGUCUGUUCAAAUACAACUUCCUUCCAUUUGGUCUUAGUUGUUCUCCAGCCAUAUUUCAAGAGGUCAUGAAUAAGAUAGUCAGCGAUAUUGAAGGUGUUGAAGUUUAUCAAGAUGAUCUCAUUGUUCAUGGUGCUGAUAAAGUAGUCCAUGACCAGAGACUUAUUGCUUUAUUGCGUCGUUUAAUUGAGAAGAAUAUUACAGUGAAUCCAAAUAAGUGUUCAUUUAGUGUAUCUAGUUUUGAAUGCCUUGGAUACCUAGUUGAUGGUAAUGGUUUUAGACCAGAUACGAAACGACUAGCUCCACUGACAAAUGCACCGUCUCCAAAAAACAUCACAGAAUUACGUUCACUAGUGGGUGCUCUUCAGUACUAUUCUCGUUUUAUUCCUAAUUUUUCUUGUCGUGCCAAUUGUUUAUUUAAUAUUUUGACAUCCAAUUCAUUCAAAUGGGGUGAAGAACAAGAGUCAUGCCUACGAAGUCUGCUAAAGUUUCUUCAAAGUGAUGCUGUCCUUCGAACUUACUCACCCAGUGUACAUUCUGUUCUUAUUACUGAUGCGUCACCUGUAGGUAUUGGUGCAGUUUUGGAACAGGAAGGUAGGCCAGUUAUAUGUGUUUCACGCAAACUUUCUGUUGCUGAACAAGGUUAUUCACAAACGCAGCGAGAAGCGUUAGCUGUGUUUUGGGCUGUUAAAAGACUUCAUAAAUAUUUAUUUGGAAAGAAGUUUACCAUUGUUACUGAUCAUGAAGCCUUAAAGUUCAUUUAUCAUCCUGACAAAUCCUUAGCACGUUCCUCAGCUGCUAUGGUUCAACGAUGGAGUAUUGCUUUGAGUGCUUAUGACUAUACGAUUCAGCACAGGAGUGCAAAACAAAUUCAACACGUUGACUACAUUUCUCGACAACCAUUACAAGAUAGACCUGUUAAUACUUCAGACUGCUUGUUAGUGCAACCUUUACCGGUGAGACGUCCAGAUCUCAUUAGAGAAACUCGUAGAUACUUUGGAUGUAUACUCAGUGCUAUACGGAAGGGUUGGAAUGCUAAUCUGAAACGUAGAUUUCCUGUCUAUUAUUCAAAGCGGGACGAGUUAUCUACUACUCCUGACGGUAUUUUGUGUUUAAAUGAUCGUGUUGUUAUUCCUCCUUCAUUACGCAAACCUGUCCUUGAUGAUCUUCAUAGUGGACAUCUUGGUGUUGAGAAAAUGAAAUCCUUAGCAAGACUCACAUGUUGGUGGCCAGAGAUAAAUGCAGAUAUAUGUCGUACAGCAAACAAUUGUGAGAAAUGUCAUAAGCUAAAAAGUCUGCCUUCGAAGUGGACUCCAUGGCCAGUAUCGUCUGAGGCCUGGCAGAGAAUUCAUGCAGACUACUGUGGUCCAUUUCUUGGCAAAUACUAUGCACUUGUAAUUAUUGAUUCUUUUUCUAAGUGGCCUGAAGUUUUUUUCACAACUUCACCGAAUUCUGACUUCACAAUUCAAGCAUUAAGGAAGGUGUUUAGUCGAGAAGGAGUUCCCAUGGUGUUGGUGACUGAUAAUGGCUCUCAUUUUGCUGCAGAUGCAGUCACUAAUUGGUUAAAUGGUAUAGGGUGCAGACAUCUGUUUACGGCUCCCAGGCACCCUUGUUCCAAUGGUCAGGCAGAAAAUUUCGUAAGAACAUUGAAAAUUGCUAUUGAUUCUAUUGCUGCUUCGACAUUCAAUGAACUGGAGAGGGGAGUAGAUACAUUUCUACUUCAAUAUAGAAAUGCUAAGCAUUCUGUGACGAAAGAGACUCCAUCAAAGCUAUUAAAAGGAAGAAUUCUCCGUUCGAAUAUGAGGUGUUUGGAGUCUGCAGAAGUUACGUAUUAUCGUGGUAAUGAUCUUCGACCAGCCACGGGGAUCGUGGUGAAGAAUGUUGGAAAAUCUAUGGUGCGAAUUCUGGAUAUCAAUGACUUGACCAUACAUAACCGACACGUUGAUCAAAUACAAUACCAGAAUCCAGGUGAGUCUGUUCCAAUUUCGGUUGUUAAUUCUAAUACUAAUGAGUGCAUUCUAGAUAAUACAGAGUCUACAUCCAAUACACCGUCGGACAGAUGUAAGAUGAACUUAAGAAGAGGACGAACAAUCGAUUACAGACACUUACACUCCAAUUCGAGCUGUGGCGGAUGUGAUGUUUAAAUAAAUCAAUGACUUCUUCGUAUUGAUGACUGUUGUAAUUUUGAAUUCCAAAUGCAAUACAUUCGUUCGGGCUCAUCUGAUACUUCUUGAUUAAAUUGGGUUAUUCCUGGGAUUACUAGUUCAUACUACAAUUCAAAUACUUCUAAUUAUCAUACUUCCUCAUCACCAUGUCUUUCAUCCCAAAAAGCCUAACAAGUUAAGAAUAGUUUUUGAUUGUGCAGCCCAGUAUGCUGGAACGUCUUUAAACAAGAAUCUUUAUUCUGGACCUGAUUUAGUCAAUAACCUAGUAGACGUAUUUACCAGGUUUCGGCAACGACCGAUAGGUCUUACGGCGGACAUUGAAGCCAUGUUCCAUCAAGUAGUAGUUCCGGAACACGAUCGAGAUGCUCUUAGGUAUUUGUGGUGGCCAGGUGGGGACUUAAGAAAGGAGCCAGAGGUCUAUAGAAUGAAAGUCCAUCUGUUCGGAGCAACCUCAUCGCCAUGUUGUGCCACGUUUGCCUUGCAGAAAACAAUUUCUGAUAAUUUAGAUAAAUUUCCCAGAGUUGUUACGCAAUUAGCUAAGGAACAGUUCUAUGUGGACGAUUUAUUGAUAAGUGUAGAAACUACAGAGGAAGCCAAACUAAUAUAUUCACACUUCAAAGAACUUCUGAGUUUGGGAGGAUUUAACUUAACUAAAUGGACUAGUAAUAAUAUUGAAGUGUUGGAGUUUAUUCCAGAGGAAGAUCGUAUUGAAGGAAACAUUACCGUUUGUGAGUCUAAUGAGACGAGUAAGCGAACGCUGGGAAUGGAGUGGAACGUCAGGACCGACGAAUUAUGUUUUAAAGUUCACGAGUUCCAUGGAAACCUAACCAGAAGAAACAUUUUGUCGUAUGUAGCAUCUAUCUUUGAUCCAGUUGGGUUUAUAGCCCCAAUAACACUGCCAGCCAAAGUGAUCCUACAAGAUACCUGUCGGCAGAAAUUAGAUUGGGACGCAGAGUUACCCAUGGAUUAUCAAGUGAAGUGGAAUAUUUGGUGUAAACACAUAAAAGAAUCGGACUAUUUAAAAAUACCAAGAUGUCUGAAACCAAGGUUUGAACCAUCAUCUGCUCUAAUUUAUUGUUUUGCCGAUGCUUCUGAGCUUGCGUAUGGUGUUGUUGCGUAUAUUCGUUAUGAAAGUGUCUCUGGCCAGAUUCAUUGCUCAUUUCUGUUAGCUAAGUCUAGAGUUGCUCCCCUAAAACUUGUUACUAUGCCUAGAAUGGAGUUAACAGCCUGUGUUCUGUGUGCUAAGAUUGGAAGGCAUGCAAGGGAACAGUUAAAUAUUCCUAUUUCAUCGGUCAUCUAUUGGACGUAUUCGUUAAUUGUGCUUCAUUGCAUACAAAAUACGACUAAACGAUUCGAAAGGUUUGUGAGUAACAGAUUAGCAACCAUACAUGAGUUGACCACGCCGAACCAAUGGAGAUACGUGAAAGGUAAAUUAAAUCCCGUUGAUCACUCGUCACGUGGACUAUCACUAAAUGAUAAAGCUAAGAUAAGGGAGUGGUUACAAGGGCCGGGAUUCCUGUGGGAGGAAGAAGAUAAAUGGCCUAACCUAGAAAGAGGCGAGAACACUUUGGCCCAUGUAAUAACAGAAGAUCUCGGAUCUCAAAAAUAUAACGACGAGUUUCUAAUCCGAUUUCGCACGUGUAAGUCAUGGUCCAGAUUAUUAAGGGUGUUUUCAUACUGCAGACGGUUAAUCAACAAUAUAUUAAACAAGAAGAAUGGGAAAUGUGUAAUCUCGGGCACACUAAGUGUUGAAGAUAUUGGUAAAUCGAAGAGCGACAUAAUUAAACUAGUCCAAAGUGCUGCAUUCCCGGUCGAAAAAAGAAUUCUAGACAGUUUACCAUUAACGCUCGAAGACAACACUUCUAAGCAGCAAAAAAGAAUAAACGAGACGGUCAAAAGAAAAAAUCUAAUUCGUCAAAGUUCGAUAAGGAAUCUCAACCCUUUUAUGUUGGAAGGUAAGAUCCGCGUGGGAGGACGUCUGCAAUUAUCGUGUUUACCCUUUGAAACCAAACAUCCGAUUAUUCUUCCUAAUAAUCACUUUAUCACAGAUAUGAUUAUAAUGCAUCAUCAUUUGAUUAACAUGCACGUCGGAGUUACUCAAACUUUAAGUGGUAUUCGUGAAGAGUAUUGGAUCGUUAGAGGAUACUCUGCCGUCCGGAAGGUCCUAAAACAAUGCUAUUUAUGUAAAAGACUUUACUCUAUGCCAUGCUCCCAAAUAAUGGCGCCGUUGCCAGAGUGCAGGCUAGAGACUCAUUCGCCUCCCUUCAGCCAAGUAGGUGUGGAUUACUUCGGGCCAUUCUAUACCAAACGGGGGAGAGCCGUUGAGAAACGCUACGGUUGUUUAUUCACUUGCUUAUCUAUGAGAGCCGCUCACAUUGAAAUGGCUUACUCUUUAGAUACGGAUUCAUUCUUAUGCGCAUUAUCAAGGUUUAUUGCUAGAAGAGGAUGCCCGAAGCGUAUUUUUAGUGAUAACGGUUCAAAUUUCCGAGGUGCAGAUGCUAGUUUGAGGCAGAUUAUACGCUCUUGGGACCAAAACAAAAUAGAGAAUCACCUCAGAGAACGAGAAUGUGAAUGGCGUUUCAACCCACCUAGAGCAAGUCACCGAGGCGGUGUAUGGGAACGUAUCAUAAGAUCUAUUAGAAGAAUUCUAACAGUGCUUUUAUUUCAAAACGUGUUGACAGAUGAGGCUUUACAAACAUUCUUAACUGAGGCAGAAAAAAUACUAAAUAACAGACCACUAGUUAAAGUGACGGAUGAUCCUGGUACUCUAGAGGCUCUUACACCGAAUAAAUUGUUGUUCAUUUAUAAAGGAUUGUCAUUUGACGAUGUUUCUGUGGAUAAAACUCUAUUAUACAAUAAAAGAUGGAAAGAAGCUCAAAGAUUAACUACCGCAUUUUGGUAUAGGUGGAUAAGAGAAUAUCUACUGACUCUUCAAACAAGAGAUAAAUGGUUAAACGUACGUAGAAAUCUACAACCCGGCGACCUAGUUCUCGUGGGUAACGUUGAAACUAGCAGAAGUCUAUGGCCUAAAGCCAUUGUCGAACAAGUAAGCUACGGCCCUGAUGGACGAGUUCGUACAGCAAGGUUGAGAACGGCAAACGAAGAAAUCGUUCGGGAUGUUCGGAGCCUAUGCCUAUUGGAAGAAGCCGGUUAUCUGACAGCAACGGCGACGACACAGGGCGAUCGACGUGGUGCGCGUUUCGGGGGGAGUGUAAAGUGAGAUCGAUAAGCGAACAUACCAAUGAUGAGUGAAACGCGCACCACCACACUAACUUCUUUGAUCUUGUAUUACUAUGUCUUUGUUUUAUCCACCAAUCACAAUUUAUGUUCAUUCUAAAACAAUAUUCGUUUUGUUGACUCAUUUUUCUUAUUCUCCAGUUACUGUUCGGUAUGUCAUUUAUGUCUCUCCUUUUCCAUAUGUAAUAGACUGUAUUUUUAUUUGCGUACUAACGUUGUUGAUUUAAGUUUUAGAAACAGAUAAAGUUUAUUAAGCC
Schistosoma rodhaini is the source of this 7601-nucleotide messenger RNA. Lineage: Eukaryota; Metazoa; Platyhelminthes; Trematoda; Strigeidida; Schistosomatidae. The record is from the annotation of a GenBank genome assembly.